Messenger RNA from Bactrocera latifrons, 3530 nucleotides. RefSeq names its product bumetanide-sensitive sodium-(potassium)-chloride cotransporter (gene NKCC). Gene Ontology annotation, cellular component: membrane. Bases 74 to 3298 code for a protein of 1074 amino acids. The record is from RefSeq and is a predicted model, not a curated record. Lineage: Eukaryota; Metazoa; Arthropoda; Insecta; Diptera; Tephritidae. Gene Ontology annotation, molecular function: sodium:potassium:chloride symporter activity. Gene Ontology annotation, biological process: potassium ion import across plasma membrane; potassium ion homeostasis; chloride transmembrane transport. The transcript is spliced from 12 exons.
UAUAUGCAUUUGUUUGAACAGUGUUGCUAAAAAAAUAUUAGUGCUUUUAAAUAUUUGAAAAAACACAAGAAAAAUGGCUGAUCAGACACCAAACGGUAAUGCCGAAGGUCAGGUCGGCCUCACUAUACCCACCAUCUCGGCGAGUUUAUCUAGCACAACCACCAGUCAACAGUAUAACGGACAUCCGCCAAAUGCAAACCAUAGUGCGCCCAAUGCGCUGGCCGAUCCCAAUCACCUGAGCACCGACGGUGGCAAUCCUGCGAGCCGUAAAAACUCUCGCCUCUCGCUGCGCGGCUUCGGACACUUUCUACGCAAGAAUUCGAGGCAGGAGGAUGAACGCAAAUUCAGUUUGGCGCAGCUAACCACAGAAGCAUUACCGAGAUUAGAUAAUUACAGAAUAUCAAAGAGGAACAUGAAGCGGCCAUCGAUUGGCGAACUGCAUGGCGAGCUGCAAGAACAGAGCAUCCAGAUGCCUGAGCCGCCGCCCGAAAGCAAUAGUCACAUGAUCAAAUUAGGUUGGAUUAAUGGCGUCGUCAUACCAUGCUUACUCAAUAUUUGGGGUGUCAUGUUGUUCCUGCGUCUCAGCUGGGUAGUCGCCGAGUCCGGUAUAAUGCAAUCACUAAUCAUUAUCGCCAUUUCGGCGGUGGUUUGUGUGAUCACUACACUCUCAUUAUCCGCAAUCAGCACCAAUGGUGAGGUGAAGGGAGGUGGUGUCUAUUUCAUCAUUUCACGCUCACUGGGUCCAGAGUUUGGUGCAUCGGUUGGUGUUGUCUUUGCAUUCGCGAAUGCCGUCGCUGCUUCCAUGAACACUAUCGGUUUCUGUGAUUCAUUAAACGACUUAUUGAAAAGUCAUGACCUCAAGAUUAUCGAUGGAGGCAUUAAUGAUGUUCGCAUCGUUGGCGUGUGUACGAUAGUGGUGUUGAUUCUUAUUUGCUGCAUAGGCAUGGAGUGGGAGUCGAAGGCUCAAAAUUUCUUGAUCGUCACCAUAGUUCUGGCUAUUUUCAAUUUUCUUAUUGGCGCUGCCCUCGGGCCACGUGGCGAUCAAGAAGCAAUCGCAAAAGGCUUUGUUGGCUUCUCUUGGAGUAAUUUCAAGGAAAACUUUGGCGGUGACUAUCGCUAUUCAGAGGGUGUUAAUCAGGAUUUCUUCAGUGUAUUUUCCAUUUACUUCCCCAGUGUGACCGGCAUACAAGCGGGUGCGAAUAUUUGCGGCGACUUAAAGGAUCCAGGUGCAGCCAUACCUAAGGGCACAUUUUGGGCUCUGAUGAUUUCAAUGGCUUCAUAUGCGCUUUUCGUUUUGUUCGCGGGCGGUGCAGCGGCACGAGAUGCCUCCGGUAAUGUAACCGAUUUGAUUAAUGGCACAUUAAUCAGUUCAGAAUUGGCGUGCAAAGAGGACUUGUCGUGCAAAUAUGGGCUGCACAACUCAUACUCUAUUAUGCAACUGAUGUCCAUUUGGGGUCCGCUUAUCUACGCCGGCUGCUUCGCUGCAACUUUGAGUACAGCUUUAACUAACAUACUUUCCGUGCCGCGCCUUGUUCAAGCCUUGGGAAUAGAUCGAAUUUACCCCGGUUUGAUUUUCUUUUCCAAGCCUUAUGGCAAACAUGGUGAGCCUUACCGUGGCUACGUGCUUACCUUCUUCAUAUCGGCAGGAUUCUUACUAAUCGGCCAGCUGAACGUAAUAGCUCCACUUAUAUCAAAUUUUUAUUUGGCUUCUUACGCCUUAAUUAACUUCUGCACAUUCCAUGCAUCAUUUGUAAAACCACUCGGCUGGCGACCAACAUUCAAAUAUUACAAUACAUGGCUAAGCUUAUUUGGAUUUAUACUUUGUAUCGCGAUUAUGUUCCUAAUCGAUUGGAAGUCUUCUCUCAUCACGUUAGUCAUUAUAUUUGCUCUGUACCUAAUCGUUAUGUAUCGCAAGCCAGAAGCUAACUGGGGCUCCUCAACACAAGAGCAACAAUAUAAAGCCACACUAACCGCCGUUCAUCGCCUGCAAAACGUCUCCGAUCACGUGAAAAAUUACCAUCCACAAAUACUGGUGCUCUCUGGCGAUCCCAGCAGUCGCCCACCGCUAAUUGAUUUCGGCAACAUGCUCACCAGACACAAUUCUCUAAUGUUUAUUGGCAAUGUUGUCCCGAUGAGUAUGAGCUACAAAAACCGUUUGAGUGUCAUAAAAGAUGGUCAGAAAUAUUUGGAUGCACGCAAAAUUAAGUCUUUCUAUAAUGUCAUCGAUGGCCUGUCCAUGGAAGAAGGCGUUAAUGCGCUAAUUAAAACCACUGGCUUUGGCAAAUUAACACCGAACAUCGUCUUGAUGGGCUACAAAACCGAUUGGGUGCAAUGUCGUCGACAGUGUGUGGAAAGCUACUUCAAUAUUUUAUACAAUACAUUUUCGCAGCGCAUGGGCGUGGUUAUACUGCGUCUACCGAAUGGUUUGGAAUUUUCCGAAUUAAACCCCGAAAUACCGAUAAAUGGCAGGCAUAUGCAUAAUGCCAACGAACUGGGCUACACGAAUGCCUUGAUGCCGCGCGCAAAUGCCGCUUCGGAAUUGCUGCAUGUGGACUCUAAUUUGAAUCUGGCUGGCGUUGACAGCACCAAUUCCUCAUUCGGAGUGACCAAUGUGCCAUCUAUGCCCAAUAUGACGACAAGUACACGCAAAUAUACAGUAAGUCAAGGUGACGGUAUAAAGUACUUAACGAAAGGUGGUUCCGAAGUACCGAAAGAUGUGCUCGACGCUGUGACGAUAUUCCUGCGUAAGCAGCCCAAGGGUACCAUAGACGUUUUCUGGCUUUACGAUGAUGGCGGUCUGACCAUGUUGCUGCCUUAUAUACUGUCGCUACGUUCAAAUUAUCAAAAUUGUAAGUUACGCGUAUUUGCAUUGAGUCAUGGCAAGGACGAGGUAAUGGAAGAGAAGAACAUGGCUAAUCUACUCAAGAAAUUCCGCAUCAAAUUUUCCGAGCUAAUAAUGCUUAAGGGACUGUCUACAAAACCGCGCAUGGACACGCUGGUUAAGCACAGACAGCUCAUACAAAGUUAUUGUCACAACUCCGUCAAUGAAAUGCGUCAUCUUGAAGAAGAGCUGCACACGUUAGAAGAGAAAACUYACCGUCAGCUGCGCAUACACGAAUUAGUUGUUGAGCACUCCUCAAAGGCGACACUCGUCGUUAUGUCGCUGCCUAUGCCGCGAAGGGAAGCGAUAUCAGCUGCGUUAUACAUGUCAUGGCUGGAGAUGCUUACCACCGAUAUUAAUUGUCCUGUAGUGUUGGCGCGUGGCAAUCAAACGCCUGUUUUGACAUUCUAUUCGUAGUUUUGAGUACAAAUACCCAAGGCGUUUUAUAAGCGAUUAAAACAAAAACAACCAACGCACUUAUUAACAUAUUUGUAUGUAUGUAUUACAUAUGUAUGUAUGGACAUUGAAGAGUAUAUUAAUUUUUUGCUUGUAGUAUUAUUAGUUUGUAAUUUGAUAAGCUCAGCCAAUGAAAAAAUAUUAAUGGAAUAUUGAAAAUAAAAAAUGUUACUAUUUUACAUCAACAAGGAAA